This is a messenger RNA of Benincasa hispida (wax gourd), 714 nucleotides long. The record is from RefSeq and is a predicted model, not a curated record. NCBI's taxonomy places the organism in Eukaryota, Viridiplantae, Streptophyta, Magnoliopsida, Cucurbitales, Cucurbitaceae.
AUGUAUCGGGAAUCGAGAAAUCAAGCAAGACAAUUCAAGAUUCCUCCCCAUGAUCGUUUCCCAGGCCAAACGACUAGCCUAUCCUCUCACAUUGGGACGACUAACAAGAUAGUGAAAGAGAAGCUUACUCCCACUAUGCUUGCCCUCUUCAAGAAGACGAUAUUUGGGCGAUUUAUAGACAUGGACAUUAUCUUCAAUAGUCCAUUGGUCCAUUACAUUCUAUUGAGGGAGGUUGAAAACCAUAGGAAGGAUGCAAUGACAUUCGAUUUGAAUGGUACAGUUGUAACAUUCACCAAAGAAGACUUCCUAUUGGGGAACGGGAUUAUGGACAUUCAUAUUGGUACCUUAGAGACAGUGUACAAGGAGAUGGAGUUUGAGAAUGAUAUGGAUGUUCUAAAGAUGACAUUGGUCUAUUACACGAAAUUGGCUAUGAUGGGAAGGGAGAAGGCAAGGGCCAAUGUCGACAAGAUCUUAUUAAUUGAUGUGAAGGAUUUAGAUUACUUAAACUCCAUGGAUUGGGAAAAUGUGUUAUGGGAGAGGACGUUACUUGGACUACAAAGAGGAUUGAGUGACAAGUCCAAGAACUAUGAAAAAAGGUCCAAGAUCGAUAAGAACUACAUUGUCAAGUACAACCUACCUAGGUUUUCUCAUGCUUUUCAGUGUGGGCAUACCAAAUCACUACAACGGUUGUCGGAAAAGUUACAACCCGACUAA